GCGGAGGAGGAGCCCGUCCCGCUGUGUAUCACCGCCCCCAAGAUGGCGGCGGCUGCGCUGCUGCGGAAGCGGGCGGGCAGCAGCGGGGCCGCGGCGCUGUGGCGAGCCCAGCGCCGCCAGCGCAGCACCUUCGACGUGGUGGUGGUGGGCGCGGGAAUCGUGGGGCUGGCCUCGGCCCGGGAGCUCGUCAGGCGGCAUCCCUCGCUCGCCUUCGCCGUGCUGGAGAAGGAGCAGGAGCUGGCUCAUCACCAGAGUGGACAUAACAGUGGCGUGAUUCACAGUGGAAUUUACUACACACCUGGAUCUCUGAAAGCUAAGCUGUGUGUAGAGGGAGCAGCCCUCUGCUACGAGUACUGUGACCAGAAGGGAAUACCAUAUAAACAGUGUGGGAAGCUAAUUGUAGCUGUUGAACAAGAUGAAAUUCCAAGACUCAAAGCUCUAUACAAAAGAGGGCUGCAGAACAAUGUCCCAGGUCUGAAACUGAUUGGAACAAAAGAAAUACAAGCAAAAGAACCCUUCUGCAGGGGUCUGAUGGCCCUUGAUUCUCCAUAUACUGGCAUUGUCAAUUAUAAACAAGUGGCACAGUCCUAUGCAGCAGACUUCCGGGAAGCAGGUGGGACGAUCUUCACUGAUUUUGAAGUUACAAAUAUGGAGAUGGCUAAAGAAAGUUCUUCAGAAAGUGCAGAUGGACUGAAAUACCCAGUCAUUGUUCGGAACUCAAAGGGUGAGGAAAUCUACUGUCGCCACAUUGUGACCUGUGCAGGACUUUACUCAGACCGCCUGUCUGAGAUCAGUGGCUGCAGCCCUGAACCUCGUAUUGUACCCUUCCGUGGAGAUUAUUUGGUGCUAAAGCCAGAAAAGUCUUACAUGGUUAAAGGAAAUAUCUAUCCAGUUCCCAAUCCUCGGUUCCCUUUUCUGGGAUUUCACUUCACACCAAGAAUGGAUGGCAGUGUGUGGCUUGGUCCUAAUGCAGUAUUAGCCUUUAAGAGAGAGGGCUACAAAUUGCUUGACUUCAACACUGGAGACUUUUUAGAUGCUGUAUCGUACAGUGGGUUGUGGAAGCUCGUGCUGAGAAACGUGUCUUACGGACUGAGUGAAAUGUACAGAGCGUGUUUCCUGAGUGCACAGGUGAAGCAACUGCAGAAGUUCAUCCCUGAGGUCACUGUCAAUGAUGUACUCAGGGGUCCAUCUGGAGUGAGAGCUCAAGCAUUGGACAGUGAUGGAAAUUUGGUGGAUGACUUUGUGUUUGAUGGAGGCAGUGGAGAUCUUGGAAGCAGAAUUCUUCAUGUCAGAAAUGCCCCUUCUCCUGCUGCUACCUCCUCCCUUGCCAUCGCAAAAAUGAUUGCAGAUGAAGUGAAGCGAAGGUUUGAAUUAUGAAUGAUUGACAGGUGUAGUGGGGUUCUACGCCUCUUGUAUGUGUAGCAUCUUGUCUGCAUUGAAUGAACUCCACAGCCUUUAAUGACAAAGAUAAAACAGGCAAAGUGUCACUUGCAAGACCAGCACUGGUAUAGCAAACGCAGUAUUUGAAAUGUUUGCCUUUGCCAGCCUGCAGCUUCUCAGCUUCAUGAGUACAGGAGUUGUGGUGCCUGGUCAGGCCUGGUGUGGUACAGCCGUCUGCAGGAAAGAAACAAACAGCCCUGUUAGCAGUAAAGGUUUGUUCACCUGAGCAGGAACAGCCUGUGGAGGGGCUGGUGCCACACACAAUGUGAGGGUCUCUUCAACUGUAGUGGGCCUUUAGGUGAAGCAGGAAGAGCCUCUGUGGUGGGGUUGCCCACACGGACUUCCCAUUCCUCAGGUCUGAACACUGCCUUCUUGUUGCUCUCUGGAGAGCUGGUCGGUCCUCUGAAAAACCACAGGCAUGGAGUGGUUCUCUGUGUGCUUUGACUCUGACUCCAUUUAAAUUGGAGUCAACAGUCCCCUAGCUUACAUUAAAUUAAUGGAGAUAGAAGGAUAAGCCCUGCUUAAAGGUUCUGCUGAUAUAGAAUUAAGGGCUUUGUCAGAGACUCAAAACAAUAUUCAGAGCCUUCUACAUGAACAUAGAGUAUUACGCAGUAAAAUAAGCCUAACAAGGGAUUACCAAAUACAAGUCAAUUUAGAUACUCAUCAGAUAUGCUAUCUGAUCACUGUCUGUAUUUUUCUUAAAAAGCUGAAAUAAAAAU
This is a messenger RNA of Pezoporus flaviventris, 2159 nucleotides long. It is a transcript of the gene L2HGDH, whose product is annotated as L-2-hydroxyglutarate dehydrogenase. Bases 43 to 1377 code for a protein of 444 amino acids. Gene Ontology annotation, molecular function: (S)-2-hydroxy-acid oxidase activity; (S)-2-hydroxyglutarate dehydrogenase activity. Lineage: Eukaryota; Metazoa; Chordata; Aves; Psittaciformes; Psittacidae. The record is from RefSeq and is a predicted model, not a curated record. The transcript is spliced from 10 exons.